This is a messenger RNA of Owenia fusiformis, 1204 nucleotides long. The record is from the annotation of a GenBank genome assembly. NCBI's taxonomy places the organism in Eukaryota, Metazoa, Annelida, Polychaeta, Sabellida, Oweniidae.
UUUCGUUUAGUACUACUACCUCGUUUACAGAAGAUUUUCAAUUUAAAUGAGGUCAAAGCGGUUUCUCACCUGAAUACUUUUUUACGAGUAAGAUAGUACCAAGCAAGAAGAAAACAUAACAUAUAUCCUAGUGGAUAUAGGAAGUCAUCACCAUGACGACUGAGGGAUUCGGGACGUGCUUAAAAUAUUGCACAUUUGUGUUUAACUUGAUUUUCUUCUUGGCAGGUGGUGCUCUUGUUGGGGUUGGAAUAUGGAUGGCAGUAGACAGAAACUUCUUGACGUCAAUCAUAGGCACAGCAUUAUACACAGUGGUGUGUGUAGUAAUCAUAGCGUGUGGAGCGAUCUCAUUGUUCAUUGCAUUCUUUGGAUGCUGUGGGGCCAUAAAUGAGAACAGAUGCAUGUUAAUGACCUAUUUUGUGUUCCUCUUGGUAAUUCUAAUACUGUUGCUAGUAGGAGGCAUCUUAGCUGUAGUCUUCAGAACAACUUUAACUAACAGUAUGCAAAGUGCUAUGGAUGACUCCCUAAAGAACAGAUAUGGCUAUAACUUGAAUGAGGAAUUGAAUCAAGCAAUCACACAGGGCUGGGAUAUGGCACAGGACAGAUUACAAUGCUGUGCUAUUGCAAAUAAAGGUUGGAAAAUUUAUAGACAGACCAAUUGGUACAAGUACUGGCCAGAUCAGAACAACAAACCUUGGGUGCCUGAAAGUUGUUGUACGAAAGAUGCUCAGUUUCGUUAUUUGAACACCAAAAUCUGUCAGUUUGGAACAGGAAUGCCACCUGCUACGGAAACUGGUGCAAAGAAUGACUACCUCCAUUACACGGGGUGCUAUGAAGCUGGAAUUAACUUUUUAUAUCAGCAUGCUUAUAUCAUGAUCGGACUAGGAUUUGGGGUGAUAUUUUUACUGAUAUUUGGACUUGUCAUCACUUUUAUGCUCAUGAGACAGCUAGAACUCUAAGCAUCACUAUCAAAUUGUUGGUAUGAUUUUCUCAAUGUGCCUAUAUAGAAACUUGGACUAGAUGGAUGUAUACAUAGAUACAUGGCUCAUUGCCCAUAGAUACAUUACUCAUUGCCCAUAGAUACAUUACUCAUUGCCCAUAGAUACAAGAUGCAUUGGCCAUAGAUAAAGGGCUCAUUGCCAUAGAUUCAGUAUUUGUAAAUAUUCCAACUUUAGGACUAGUCUACUUGAUUGUUCAGGGAUGUCAU